GAGGACGUGCCUCAAGUCAGUGGAGGUGAGUUUCAGGUGCGCUCUGCCACGGGACUGAAUCUUAUUGAGAGUCGAUUGGUGGAAGACACUUUACCAGCGAGAAGUGAAGGAUAUGGUUUCGGGACUGUAAAGAGAAGAGCUGUGAAGACGAAGUACGCCAACAUGAGGAAGAUGCUCUUGACCAAGAACGACCAGAUCAAGGAACUGAGAUCACAACUAAAGAAGUACGAGUCGUGACCCUUGGCUCACAUAGCAACCCGAUCUCUUCCUUAUGCCAACUGAUAGCUCUAAAUUACACAUUUUUGUCCAUGACAUCUCUAAAUUACACAUUUUUGUCCAUGACAUCAUGUAGCUUGUGCUAAAAAUAGAUUGGACAUGUAUAUACUAUCUGGGAGAUGGUCAAGCUACAUUGAAACAAACAUCGUACAACGAAAAACAUAACACACAAUGACACAAUGGUAAUACAAACGCGGAUAUAGAUGUACACAUGUAUAAACACGGAAUAAUAGCCACAAACACAAAAGCACUCCUAAUGAGGCAAGAUUAAUUGCUGCUUUUUCCUAUGAAACAAGGCCAAACACUGGCUCUUGAGCAGCUCAAUCUCUCUUUCGAGGGUCCCCGUUUUGACGAAAAAGUCUUUUCUACGCAUCCUGAGUCCGUCUAUCUCUUGCUGUAGUCCCAGCACCAGCUCCUGUUUGCGCUGACGACAAUUCUUAGCCGCUAUCUUGUUCUUCCCUCUUCUGCGGACGUUUUUGAUGUUUGUCUUUUUUCCGUCCGGGACUGUGGGAGACUCGAGGAUUUUCUUGAAUUUGUAAAACGGCAUGUGGACAAGUUUUUCUUCGCCCGCCGCUGGAGUCUGUUUGCUCUUGGGUACGUCCGAGUUUGUUUGGUGGGUGUGGCUUUGUGAAGGGGCGGGGCUUUGUGCUCGAUUGAAUGGUGUUUGUGUCGAACACGAAGCAAAGUCGCUAGAAGGGGUCGUCGGUGUUCCAUGCAGGCUGGGAUUAGGACUCGGUGCCCCGCCGUGCAUCAGAGUAAAUUGUCCGCUAACGAGAGGAUCUCCCUCGUAACUGGGAGUAGAUUGAGGGUGGUAGGGAGCGGGAGAUGGUACGACGUGCGGGAGUGAAGAGGGAGGAUGGGACGAGUGCGAGGGGGAACUCCCUCCGUUGUAGCUGUUAACGAAGUUCAAGUGUCCCGGGGAGUGGUGAUAAGACGGAGUUGGGGAGGGAGAGUGACGAGUGAACGGGGUCGCCUGAGGGUGAGGGCUGUAGAGCAUGUCGAAAUUAUAGUGCUGCCCUGUGGAGUGUGCGGAUGAGGGAGGAGGUGAGGGGGACGGCAGGGAGGGAGUGGGGAAGAGAUACUGCGAGGAAGAACACAUGUCGACUGUCGAACUGUACUCCGAAUCCCCCACAGACGAGGCAGCGUCGGAGUAAACGGGGUAGUUGAGCAUGGAGUGUGUACUCCACUCGUCCAUAGGUGAAGGACUACCAACCAUGGCCUGGCUGUCUCCCAACGUCAUAGAGUUCAAAGUGGCACAGACGGGCGAGGGGGAAGAGAGGGGGAAAGGGGAAUGAAUCGGGCUCUUCCCCUCUACGCCGAGUAGCGGGUGAGAUGACUGUUCCAUGUCUGUCAUAAAGACACCGGGAUCGAUGUCGUCUAAUAGGGACUGUGUGGGGAAAGGAGGGACUAUGGCGGCCGAAGAAUCUCCAUCUGCCAGCGAGUUCUCCAUCAGUAAACUCUGAAGGUCUGUGGAGUUGAGUUCUUGGAGGUUCAGGGGAGGGAGAUGGUUGGAGGGAGCUGGUCUCAGAGACGGCUCUUCGGAGUCGCAAAACUCUUCGUCGAACCCUUCGUCCUCGUCGCCCAUUGCUCCACCGGCUUCACCGUCGCUCUCUGUGAACGGAGAGAGAGAGGAAACACGGUCAAUUUUGCGUUGUAUAAUAUAGUGGUAUAUAGUACAUAUGAAUAAACUCGUGUGGCUAUAGUAGGCGUACCGGUCUGGUACACAGACUCACCGGCUUUGCUUGACUCUGAGGCGGGGGAAGAGACUCUUAGCUGUGGGUCGACCAUAACACCGGCCACCGGUCCCUCCACUAACAUAUCUAGAACGCCCAGCGGGAGAGGUUGGUUUGUCUGCUGGUCAGCCGGCAGAGGUUCGCCGUUAUCGCUGAGCGUGCGUAGAAGACGGGCUUCCAUACUGCUUAAAACUUUGGUUCUGUCUUGAGAAUGAGAUCACUAAAGUCGUUUGUGAAGUUUUGGCUUA
Molecule: messenger RNA, 2257 nt
Organism: Geodia barretti
Lineage: Eukaryota; Metazoa; Porifera; Demospongiae; Tetractinellida; Geodiidae
Source: the annotation of a GenBank genome assembly